ACAUUCGCUUGCACCCAUUUCAUCUUACUUACAAGAGUGAGUUACCCUAUCCAGAGUCAAAACAUCGAACAAAGAAUUCAUCGAAUAAAACAAUAGUUGUUCAGUUUGGUUGACGGCUCAGUUGUGUACAAAUAUUCUUAAAUUGUGUGUUGCAUGUCGAGUUCGAAUAAUUUGGUAAUAAAAUGGACCUCACCACCACAAAUUACAAACCCCCCGAAGACGAAAUCAUCUACGGCCAAAACUCCCUCCAACCAGCCCCCGUUCCGUCACUGCAGGAGUUCUUGGGCCAAACGUACCGCAUCUUGUACGGGGACGAGUACCAUCCGAACUACGACCGUCAGCUGCGCAAGUUUGUGACGCACCUGGUGGAAGUGCCGCCGGACACCGAGCAGGACGACGGUGACGAGCUGGAGGAUGAGUUCCAGCUGACGAUCGACGAGGACAACCGGGUUGAGCUGGUGAUUGAUGUGAAGGUUUUGUUUGGAGGAGAAAUUGCGGAAGAAAUGAAUGCGAAAGAUCGAGCCGAGCUGGAAACGUCCAGUUUGAUACAGCAAAUUCAUGUUAUUUUGUAUGAAAGUGAGAAGAAAGGUGAAAUUGAGGAAGAUGCUCGUGAAGAAUGAAAAUUGUAAUUUAUGUUUAUUUAUUGUGUGUAGUUAACUGUUUAUUUUGCUGAGCAAAUUUGUAUUGUGAUUUUAUGAUUUUGUAACGAAUAAAUAAUUAAAAA
Culex quinquefasciatus (southern house mosquito) is the source of this 724-nucleotide messenger RNA. RefSeq lists its product as uncharacterized. The coding region runs from base 183 to 620 and encodes 145 amino acids. Lineage: Eukaryota; Metazoa; Arthropoda; Insecta; Diptera; Culicidae. The transcript has 2 exons. The record is from RefSeq and is a predicted model, not a curated record.